AUGACGACGCGGGAGACCAUCGCCGUCGAUGGUGACCCGUCCGGCGAUGGCAACAGCCACUCUGCAGCACCAGGUUCCCUUCUGGCGGACUCGGCGUCGCCUUCUUCGCGGCCCUCGCUUCCUUCUUCGCCCUUGCCGUUUGUAGCCCUUGCGGAGCAAACAUUCACGCCGCUGUCCAUGGACGCCAGCGACUUUCUCGACGCCCCUGAACACAAGCGAAUGAACGGAACGACGUCGCCUGCCAUGUCCGAGGGCCGCAGGUUAUUGAGCACGUCCAGGAGCAUGGAGCAGAUGCGGCGCACCGGGAAUCUCAGCCGUACCAGCAGUCGUAGCACGGGCCCGGCUGCGUCCGCUGCUGCAGGUCCGACCAUCGUCAGCGCCAUGGUGGAAUCGUUCGAAGCCCUGCACGCUACCUCGUCUGUGGGAUACGAGCUCGUCCGGACGAAAAGUGCUGGUCAGUCUCCAGCGGGGCUUAUGUCACCUCCCUCCACGCUUUCGCCCUCCCCUGCCGGCUCAAGCCCACCUUCACCUGCUCUGCCGGCCGCCGGAAACAAUACUGCGAGCCCAUCGGGUCUAGACGCGGCGCUGGUGGCCGACGGGCUUGGCGCUGCAGACAAUCAAAAACCACCACCGCCCGUUGCGGCCCAAGAUGCAAACAACACUCCCACUGUGCCGCAAACCGCCGCAGCAAAUUCGAAUCCUGAUCCCUUAGCAUCAAUUUCAAACGCCACCGUUGCCGUUGUCCAGGCACACGAUGCCCAUGCCCCGAGUUUGCCUUCGUCGUCCGCUCCUAUCCCCUCGACCUCUACCGUUGUCGCCGAGACCAAUCUAAUCCGGCCGACCCCAACCGCCAACCAACCACAGCGAAGCCGCGCUCUUUCCAGUCUCAGCGGAACGUCGGUUGUCCGAAAUUCAUCCAGCGCGAGUCUCUCCCUCAGCCACCCGGCCCCCGAUCCCAACAGGCUUUCGCAGGCCGGGAACUUCCUGGGAAACAUUGCCGCCCUCGAAGCCAGCGCGGAGAGGCUGUCGAUGACUAGCAGCAUCGAAGACGCCAUCCGUGAAGAACAUAACGAGCUCAAACGGUCCGAAAGCAGACGGUCCUCGAUCCUACGUGCACGCGCUGCCUCGACGUCGGACGCCGGGUCCGUGUACGGUCAACCUCAGUUAUUCAUUGCUAGCCGACACAACUCGAUCCUGGGCACGAACAACGCGGCUCGUUCUGGAGGAUACUCACCUGGUGGUUUUAUUAUGAGCCCACACCAUUCUAUGUCAGGAACUUCAGGCCGUCUUCGCUCGGGUAGUAAGGCUAGUUCGAUCGGCAUGCCGUCCCAUCUCCCCGGGACCUCGGAAAUCGCCACCGCGCCGGCGGACUUGGAGCACACACAGGAAUUUCGUUUCCUCCCGCGGCACGGUCCCGGUAAGGCCUCGACCAGGAGUGUUGCUAGCCGCCUAUCGCUUGCCCAGAUUGCCGAGCUCGAGCCCCCCACGUCCCUGACCAAGGAUGCUCUAGAUGCGGCUGAUCGUGCCGCUGCGGCCGGCGAAGACGAUGAUGCCGAGGAGGAUAAGAUCCGCAACAAGGCUCAUCAAUUCAUAGAAGAUGAGUUUGCCAAUGAAGCAAAUAACCCUCUGACGGAUUACGACUUCGCCGGCGGUGAACCGGCCCCUCGUCUCCAACUGCACCAAGCAGACCAGUACCAGCACUAUGGCGCGCCGCGUCCGGGCGACGACCGACCGACAACAUCCGGCUCCGGCAUGACGUACGAGCAGGCUCAAGCCGCGUUUGGAGAUUUCGACGGCGUGCACUGCGACCCUGACACCGGCGACCUGAUCUUUGGCCCCGGGCCGGAUCGCAAGGAGCCUGCACCGCGACCUCGUGCUGGUACCGCCCCCCGUCCGACGACUUACAUUGACCCUGCCACCGGGCAACAGAUGCUUUACUACCCGGCCCCGGUCCCCGCGAUGCUCAACCUCCCACCUAAGCUGUCGAAGAAACCGAAGGCCUCGCCCCGGGAAACUCGCCGCUCGCAGGUUGUAAGCGGCGCCCCUAAGUCAGCUCGAGAAUCCAGGUUCCUACUCCCCGACCCCACCAGAGGGCUGCGUAGGAGCGACGAAAACGCCCCCUUCAUGGGGGAUCUUCUCGGGGAGCAUACCAAUGAUACAGACUUGACACCCCAGCCAUCUGGAACGGCCCCCCCAGCGUUAGAUUACUUGGCGCAUGACAGGCAUCCGUCCGAGGCGAGCACUGUCCACCCACCGGCAGAGCAACGCGAGAUCCGUCGGCCGCAGCGUUUGGCGGAUGCUGAUAACCGCAAAUCCCGCCCCGCUAACACCGACGGGUUACCGCCACAGCUGCGUGCAAGCGCCUUCUUCGACUUGCCAUCUCAGCCCGUGAAUGUCGAAGUUAAGGACGGAUCCGCGAUGAGCACCCUGGACCACCUCCUCGACGCAUCGGCCGCGGCUCCUGUUAGCGCCUUUACCGAUCAUGUCUUCGCGGGGAAGCUUGGGGCGGAAGUCUAUGGCCCGACAAAGAAGAAGAAGAAGGUGAAGAAGAGCCCGGCCACGCCAACGCCGCCCGCUGUACCCGACGCGAAGGUCAAGCGGAAAACGCUUGUUAAGAGAAAUUCGAGCAGUAAUAUCCUGGAUGGUCUUGACGACAAGCCGAAACGCAAAACACUGGUGAAGAGAAAUUCCAGUGGCAACUUACUCGACCCUAGCGUGGAGAAGAAGCGGGCUACACGUUUCUCGCUCUUUGGUCCCAAGCCCGUGGAGCAGGCACCGGAACAGGAGGAUGAAGCUAGGGACAACCGGCACAGCCUCGACAAUGAUUCCCAAUCGGAGAGGAGCCUGUCACCGAACCCGUUAGCCCCAGAGGAGGGCGACUCAACGGACACGGAGAGCGAGGAGGAAGAGGACGAGGAUGAGCCGGUGUAUCAAGGCCCACCGACGACACUACUGGCGGAACUGCAGCUCCGUAAACAACAAAACCUUCAGCGCACUCGCCCGACGGUGCGCCCGGAUGGAAUGCGCAGCACGCUCUUGGAACUGGAUGCAGUCGCCGAAGUGGAACGAAAAGCCAGGCACGGGAAGCGCGUGACACUCGCAUGGGAGGAUCCGGCCGCUGUUCCUCGGGAUGAAGAUGAGGACGACGAUGAGGUUCCACUGGGCAUGCUGUUUGCUGCCAAGGCGGCCGGCCCCGCUGGUGGGAAUCGGGCAACCAUGGACAUCAGCACUCUCAUGAGCGAGAUGCACCGGCCUCUCGGCCUGAUGGAGCGUCGCGAGAUCGAGGAGAACGAGCCACUCAGCCGUCGCCGCGAAAGGCUGCAGGGCAGAGUCAACGAACAGCUACCGACGUCCCUAAGCGCGCUACAGAAGCGGAUGAGCCACAUGCCUGGAACGCCGGGCAUGCAGAUGAGGUCACAGUCCCGCCUCACCCUUCCUCAUACUCAGGGCGGGGCUUCUCGUUCAGGCUCCUUGCUAGGCUCGGAUGCCGGUAACCUUGCAGAAGGCGACGACCCGGAGGUGGAAGGGGAGACACUGGCCGCCCGAAAAGCCCGUCUUGCUUCUGAGAACCCACUGCCUCGCGCUCGUCCCGUGAGCAGCUCGUUCUCGGCUGAACUCCUUCGUGAAUUUGGCCCUGAUGAGGAGGAAGCAGCAAAGAAGCCGCUCGCGAACGUUGCCCACAAUCGCACUACCUCCCGCGAUACCACUACGGGGCCUCCCGACAACGGCGACGCUGUCCCGGAGGAAGAGGAAACCCUCGGCCAGCGACGCCGGCGUCUACAGCGUGAAAGGGAAGCGCGUGAGCGCGAGAUGGCAUUCAGCGCCCUCAACGGAACCGCCGCACCUCCUGCUGGGGGCAAUGCUGAACCCGCCGCCCUCGCCAUUCGUCCGGGCCCGGUGGGUAUGGCCGGUCUCCUCGGUUCCCGCUCUGCUGGUCAGAUGGUGGCCGAUCCUCGUGAAAUAGAACGACUCCGACGCGAGACCGAGCUAGCGCGCCAUCACCACGAGAACAACAUCAAGAUGGCUGCGCUGCGGGCGCAGAUGCCGACUAACCUCACCUCGCCUGCUGUCGGCGCUCGGGCGGGCGGGUACAUGAACGGGCGGUUUAACGAUGGUGGGGGCGGCACUGGCGCUCCUUCUGGCCUUGCGUACGGUGGUGCCGGGACGCUGCUGGGCAUGCAGGCGCAGCAACAGCAAGCGCAGAGGGCUAGUACGGUACUUGGGGCGCAGGGGAUGAUGGGUGGUGUUUACGGUGGAUCAACGCCUAACCUCGGAAUGUAUCCCAACGGGAUGGCGGGUAUUGGGGGGAUGGUGCCACCUGGGUCGGCGGGCGGGUAUGGCAUGCCGAUGGUGGGCGCUGGUGGUGCGGGCGUGGGUGUCGCUGGGCAGGGGCACAUGGAUAUGGUAGAGCGAUGGCGACAGGGGGUGAUGCCGUAA
Messenger RNA from Dichotomopilus funicola, 4437 nucleotides. RefSeq lists its product as uncharacterized. Bases 1 to 4437 code for a protein of 1478 amino acids. The record is from RefSeq and is a predicted model, not a curated record. The transcript has a single exon. Lineage: Eukaryota; Fungi; Ascomycota; Sordariomycetes; Sordariales; Chaetomiaceae.